Messenger RNA from Porites evermanni, 806 nucleotides. Lineage: Eukaryota; Metazoa; Cnidaria; Anthozoa; Scleractinia; Poritidae. The record is from the annotation of a GenBank genome assembly.
AUGUGGCAGGAGAUCACCCGGUACUUUCAGCCCAAAGAUGUCGCAAGCAAAAUGUACCUCACAAAGUUCUACCCAAACAAGUUUGGGUUGUUCAUCGACAUUCGGUCCAUGUUAGACAUCACAGUGCACGGAAACGACGUCCGUCUUGUGAACACCAAAGACGGUGUGUUCCUUGAGAUUUACAGAAAGAAAUCUGGCUCGAGAAAUGUGAAUUGCUACGCUUUCACAGUCAGCGAUGCUCAGAUGAACAUCAUGGACAAACAGCUCUAGUCUUUGCAACGUUGCACCCAAAAAACAUUCCGUUUAAAACACUGAUCGUGGGCCCGACAUCCUCCGGCAAAACCCAAUACCUCGUUAACCAGCUGGGAGGCCCUUUUCGAGGCAAGCUCGACCGCAUGGUGUUGAUACGCCCAACCUUUGUGUACAACAGAACCUACGACGGGUUUAAGGACAGCGAUUCGCGCAUGUUUGCCAUUGACUACCCGAAGGAGGAGGUCGAAGAGUACAAGGAACUGAUGGCAAAGACCUGCGCCAUCCAUUUGGAAUCAAACUUUUUAAUUAAUAUAAGCAGAAUGUCUGAACAGGAGGCGCUCAACGAAGUGAUGCAAAUGCUGGAGGCCACUCCAGACAGUUCGAAACCCUCCGAUUUUCCAGUUUUGCUCCCUGCCAACAACAUUCCAGAACAACGCGAAAAGCUGGCUGUGCAUGUUUCUACAGGCAACUCCAAGGAGGCGCUUCGCGCCCAACUUUCUCAUGAACAGCUGAAACGCCUCUCGGACAAAGAGGUGGAGAAAAUUUACAAAUGA